Cinclus cinclus is the source of this 1655-nucleotide messenger RNA. It is a transcript of the gene CERS2, whose product is annotated as ceramide synthase 2. The record is from RefSeq and is a predicted model, not a curated record. Gene Ontology annotation, biological process: ceramide biosynthetic process. NCBI's taxonomy places the organism in Eukaryota, Metazoa, Chordata, Aves, Passeriformes, Cinclidae. Bases 80 to 1210 code for a protein of 376 amino acids. The transcript has 11 exons. Gene Ontology annotation, molecular function: DNA binding; sphingosine N-acyltransferase activity. Gene Ontology annotation, cellular component: membrane.
GCGCGGGGCGCGCGCGGGACGGAGGGAGCGAGCGGCGGCUCCGUGAGGGCUCCGUGAGGGCUCCGGCGGCGGCUGCGGCAUGUUUCAGACUUUGUACAACUAUUUUUGGUGGGAACGGCUCUGGCUCCCGGCAAACCUCACCUGGGCUGACCUGGAGGACCGGGAUGGGCGAGUCUACGCCAAAGCCUCUGACCUGUACAUCACCCUCCCCUUGGCCUUCCUCUUCCUCGUUGUCCGGCACCUCUUUGAGACGUACGUGGCCACCCCCCUGGCCGGGCUCCUGAAUGUCAAGGAGAAGGUUCGGUUAAAAGCCACCCCCAAUGCGGUGCUGGAGAAGUUUUACACUGCCACCUCCAAACACCCCAAGCAGGCCGACGUGGAGAUGCUCUCCAAGAAGAGCAGCUGCACUGUGCGCCAGGUCGAGCGCUGGUUCCGCCGCCGCCGCAACCAGGACCGGCCCAGCCUGCUCAAGAAAUUCCGGGAGGCCAGUUGGAGAUUCACCUUUUACCUUAUUGCUUUCAUUGCUGGCAUGGCUGUCAUAGUGGAUAAACCCUGGUUCUACGACCUCCGGGAGGUGUGGAAGGGAUACCCCAUCCAGAGCAUGCUGCCCUCCCAGUACUGGUACUACAUGAUCGAGCUCUCCUUCUACUGGUCCCUGCUCUUCAGCAUCGCCUCCGACGUCAAGCGCAAGGACUUCAAAGAGCAAAUCAUCCACCACGUGGCCACCAUCAUCCUCAUCAGCUUCUCCUGGUUCGCCAACUACAUCCGUGCCGGGACUCUCAUCAUGGCCCUGCACGACUCCUCGGAUUAUCUGCUGGAGUCUGCCAAGAUGUUCAACUACGCCGGGUGGAGAAACACCUGCAACAACAUCUUCAUCGUCUUCGCCGCCGUCUUCAUCAUCACCCGCCUGGUCAUCCUGCCCUUCUGGAUCAUGCACUGCACCGUGUUUUAUCCGCUGGAUCUCUACCCUGCUUUCUUUGGCUACUACUUCUUCAACUUCAUGAUGGUGGUGCUGCAGUCGCUGCACAUCUUCUGGGCCUACCUCAUCAUCCGCAUGGCCCAGAAGUUCAUAACUGGAAAGGUGGUGGAGGAUGAGCGGAGUGACCGUGAGGAGACGGACAACUCGGAGGAGGAGGAGGAGGUGGCCAAGAACGGGCCCCUCUCCAAUGGCCACCCUGUCCUCAACAACAACCACCGCAAAACCGACUGAGUGCCCCGGACCCGAGAGCUGCCACCGGCCCGGCCCCUCCGGCCGCGCCUCACCGGGACCCCGGAGCACCUGCCGGGCCCAGCCCCUCCGGAGCGGGGCCGCAGCUCUGCCUCACACUCACCGCUGGUGCCCUUCCACCUCUCACCUGCUGCCUUAAUCCACUGCGGUUCCCGGGACAGGCGGGGGGACCCUGCCGGGAUGGCUCCCAUCCCACCGGGGCGGCUCCUGCCCGCCCCGCAGCCCCUGGGAUUGGCUCUGGCCAAAGAGCUCGGCCCCAGCCCCGUGCUGGGCUCUCUGUGCUAUUCCUACUUUCCCAACCAUUCCUUCACCGGGGGAGGGGAGAAACCUCUUUCCCUGACCUGUGUCCGGCUGGAAAAGCCGAACUGGGAGGGAGGAGCAGGGAAUUCCUGGGUGUUUCAGUGCCUAAAUGAUGGGAUGACACUAU